CUCCUAUCUCGAUCGGUCAGUGGUGGGAUUUCCUAUUGCGUUUCAAGCGGGUGGAAAGUCCAGGGGAAAAUGUUUAUACCCGACUGUGGAAUGGCUUCAAAACAAACGAUUCUCAGGCAAAGAUUAUCCAGAUUCGAUGACGUUGUGUACUGGACACUGGAAUGAAGCUAUGUGGAGGGCUGGUGCCGCAUCUGACUGGCGCCAUUGUCCUGCUGUUGCUCAACUUCGGCAAGGUUGUUCAGGCUCACUGCUCAAACAAAACAUUUUACUACAAGCUGCCCAACAGCCACAAUGAUUGCGGGUUGUGCCGUAUCUGCCCCAGGGAAGUGGUGGACAGUCACCAGCUGUAUGAAAAACAUCUACAAGAAGAGUGUCAGCACCUCCCUGCCCUCCCUGAUGGUAGACUGCCACACUGUCACAGCACAUCCUUUGACAAACCAUCCUGUGAGAAGUGGGCCCCUCAUAACGGACGAGCUGUGUGCAGCAAUGGAAACACCGUCUACAGCACCUGCUUUCUCCAGUGUAAUGUGGGCUACAGACCAUCAAAUUCCACCAACAUCACCUGCACCGACCGACCACAGCCUAAGUGGGACCGUCACUUCACACACUGUACAGGUGGAGGCACAGGACUGGACACAGUAGCCGUUGUUUUCAUAGUGAUCGUCAUUGUGGCUGCAGCCGUCCUUGGUGUGGUUGUUAUUUUCAUCUGUGUCAAAAAGAAAUCGUCUACUGAUGCAGACAUCGACAUAGAGGAACAAGUAGCUCCACCAGCAGUGAGGAAUGUCAGAAUCACGCUGGCUAAUGCAACUCAGAGAUGUUACAAGCUACACAAGUGGUCUGCUAAGAGAGGCAGCACAGUGACAGUCAUGGCAUACAGUAAAGGAUGUGGGAUCCAAUAUCUUGUCCUGCUCAAGCGGGAGUCGAAAACCGGAGAUCCGGCAGUGUAUUCCAGCAAGCCUAAUGGCCCCAGCCAAGUGGACCUAGUGAGUCUUGACUACUCUCACCAGGGGUCCUACAACUGGAUCGUCCAACUGACCGAUGGGACAACAGAAAGAGGACACUUCAAGCUGGUUGUCAAGAAACACAUGUUCCCUGUGCGCUCGAUCUAUGCAGGUUUAUGUCCAUCAGGAAACAUUCCAGUUGCAGUUCAGUGCUCUGCCGGACAGCCAUCUACAUCCCCUAAGUGUGAGGCUGAUAACAUCCUGUCUCACACUCAGCCAGCAGUCGAGGAAAACAGUCUACAAGCUGUUCCAGACACCUCCCUUGUCUUGGUUACCACGGCAACAGAGGAUCUGGAGCAAAUGCCGGAACCGCAGCCUGUCAGAGACAAGAUGGAAGGUUACUCUCGACUGAUGCAGACCCGACAAGAUGUCCGCACCCUGUGUCGUCUCCUGGACAGAGAGGAGCAGGAUGGACAUGUGUCCUGGCACGUCAUCGUCACGUCGCCGCUGCUGGGAUACGACAGGGACUUUCUCUCCUUCCUAGAGUACCACCGGAAAGGCAGGAUGUAUGACGGGCCGAUGUGUCAUGUCCUGAAUCUUAUGAAACAGAACGGCACCACGGUGGAGGAGCUGAUCGAACUUCUGCAGCAGUAUCAGCCUUCAUCCAACAAAGCGAUUGCAGUCUUGGAGAAGUACUUGUGAAGAGUCCUGUAGUUCACUAUGUGCCUGUCACUGGAACACACUAGAUCUUGUCGUCAUCAGUGAACUUAUCGUAUAGAUAAUAGUGUCGCGUGUUCAGGGUGUUCCUCCAUCUCUCUGUAGAACUACCAAAUUGUCACAGACUUGUGGCCAUCUUCGAGUUCUUGCCCACCCCCAAGUUUGGCUGUUUGAGAAAAAUUACUCUCUUACAGCUAAAGCAUCCCCGCAAUUUACGUAACAUCACUGUGACCAGUGACAUCGUUAUUAAGUAUUAAAUUUAUGUGAAAUAACAAAAGAUCAUCAUGUCAUUAAAUCUUACUAAGUAUUCUUGGACAUGGUGUCAGAGACAUGUUUGUAAUGUAAUGAUUGUUACUGAUGCUUGCUGGUUUACAUGGCAGAUAUGAUGGGUCCAGAAUAUAUUUAAGACGGAAAGUAUGACAUUGGUGGGUAAUACAUACCCCACACCCAUAUUUGAAUCACAUAAACCCCUAUGCCUGUAACACAUCCCAUGGGGAUUCCAGGUUAGGGUAGGGCCACAGGGAGCUAUCUCCACAACACAUCCCAUGGGGAUUCCAGGUAAGGGUAGGGCCACAGGGAGCUAUCUCCACAACACACCCCAUGGGUAUUCCAGGUUAGGGUAGGGCCACAGGGAGCUAUCUCCACAACACAUCCCAUGGGGAUUCCAGGUUAGGGUAGGGCCACAGGGAGCUAUCUCCACAACACACCCCAUGGGUAUUCCAGGUUAGGGUAGGGCCACAGGGAGCUAUCUCCACAACACAUCCCAUGGGGAUUCCAGGUAAGGGUAGGGCCACAGGGAGCUAUCUCCACAACACACCCACAGCUAUUCCAGGUUAGGGUAGGGCCACAGGGAGCUAUCUCCACAACACAUCCCAUGGGGAUUCCAGGUUAGGGUUGGGCCACAGGGAGCUAUCUCCACAACACACCCCAUGGGGAUUCCAGGUUAGGGUAGGGCCACAGGGAGCUACCUCCACAACACACCCCAUGGGGAUUCCAGGUUAGGGUAGGGCCACAGGGAGCUAUCUCCACAACACACCCCAUGGGGAUUCCAGGUUAGGGUAGGGCCACAGGGAGCUAUCUCCACAACACACCCCAUGGGGAUUCCAGGUUAGGGUAGGGCCACAGGGAGCUAUCUCCACAACACACCCGACGGCUAUUCCAGGUUAGGGUAGGGCCAAAGGGAGCUACCUCUACAACACACCCCAUGGGGAUUCCAGGUUAGGGUAGGGCCACAGGGAGCUACCUCCAAAACACACCCUAUGGGGAUUCCAGGUUAGGGUAGGGCCACAGGGAGCUAUCUCCACAACACAGCCCAUGGGUAUUCCAGGUUAGGGUAGGGCCACAGGGAGCUACCUCCAAAACACACCCUAUGGGGAUUCCAGGUUAGGGUUGGGCCACAGGGAGCUACCUCCACAACACACCCCAUGGGGAUUCCAGGUUAGGGUAGGGCCACAGGGAGCUACCUCCACAACACACCCCAUGGGGAUUCCAGGUUAGGGUAGGGCCACAGGGAGCUACCUCCACAACACACCCCAUGGGGAUUCCAGGUUAGGGUAGGGCCACAGGGAGCUACCUCCAAAACACACCCUAUGGGGAUUCCAGGUUAGGGUAGGGCCACAGGGAGCUAUCUCCACAACACAGCCCAUGGGUAUUCCAGGUUAGGGUAGGGCCACAGGGAGCUACCUCCAAAACACACCCUAUGGGGAUUCCAGGUUAGGGUUGGGCCACAGGGAGCUACCUCCACAACACACCCCAUGGGGAUUCCAGGUUAGGGUAGGGCCACAGGGAGCUACCUCCACAACACACCCCAUGGGGAUUCCAGGUUAGGGUAGGGCCACAGGGAGCUACCUCCACAACACACCCCAUGGGGAUUCCAGGUUAGGGUAGGGCCACAGGGAGCUACCUCCAAAACACACCCUAUGGGGAUUCCAGGUUAGGGUAGGGCCACAGGGAGCUAUCUCCACAACACAGCCCAUGGGUAUUCCAGGUUAGGGUAGGGCCACAGGGAGCUACCUCCAAAACACACCCUAUGGGGAUUCCAGGUUAGGGUUGGGCCACAGGGAGCUACCUCCACAACACACCCCAUGGGUAUUCCAGGUUAGGGUAGGGCCACAGGGAGCUACCUCCACAACACAUCCCAUGGGGAUUCCAGGUUAGGGUAGGGCCACAGGGAGCUAUGCUGGUCUUUAGCAACGACUGAAUUGAUUGGGUGGUCAGACUCGGUGACUUUGUUCAUUGUGUGUCAUUGUACCUGAACAUGGAUCAGUGCUCACAAUAUCGAUCACUGGAUUGCCUGAUCCAGACCCGAUUAUAUACAGGCGGCUGUCAUACAGCUUCAGUACUUGGAGACCAGGACCUGAUCAAACUAGGGCAUUCCUGGAGAAAGGAUUAUGCUGUAUAUAGUUAUCUAUUACCCAUUGUUUGUCAUUAUUGUAACUGUGCUUUUGUCAUGUAUCUGAAUUCAUAAAUAGUUUUAGCGACUGAUGUAUCCUAUUUUGGGUACAUGACAAUAUAACAAACCACUUGUCAAGAAGGACAGGGAGCUCUUGAAGAAAUAUCUUUGCAUAUUAUGGUAUAAAGGAAAAAAACAAUACAAAUUUCUUUCAUUUUUAAACUCCAAUACAUUGCUAACAAAACAUUUAAAAUUCAGAAAUUUACAAUUGUGUGAACCAAAUUUGAAUAAUUUGAAUUUUGAUAUCUUUUAUAUCUUAAAGAAGCUUAUGAGGUUUUUAUUAAUUAAACACUUUUUAGCCAUAUAUGUAUUUGGACAAAUGAAAAUAACUUGUGUAAUAUGCUUCUAACUAUAUCCAGUGUCAUUAUAAUCAAGGUAUCAAAUCAGUAUUUUAAGCUAAGCACAGAUGCACAGUUACUUUUUCCAUUUGAACAAGUGACUCUACAGUCUUUU
This is a messenger RNA of Haliotis rufescens (red abalone), 4563 nucleotides long. RefSeq lists its product as uncharacterized. The record is from RefSeq and is a predicted model, not a curated record. Lineage: Eukaryota; Metazoa; Mollusca; Gastropoda; Lepetellida; Haliotidae. The transcript has 13 exons. The coding region runs from base 162 to 1643 and encodes 493 amino acids.